GCCUGAGUGCGCUUCAACUCCGCCUUUUCCGGAAACGCUCGUUGCGCGCUGACGUCAAUGAGGAAGGCGUUGCGGUCCGCGCAAGCUACAGAACGAGUGAAGGGAAUCAAGAUGGCGGACCUCGAAGAUGUUACGCUGGACGGGAGGCCGCUGCAUUCGCUCCGGGUAGCGGACUUGAAGGCUGCAUUGGAAGAGCGAGGGCUUCCGAAGAGCGGACAGAAAAAUGCCCUCGUCAAGAGACUCAAAGGGGCUCUCAUGCUGGAGAACCUUCAGAAAACCUCCACUCCACACAUUGGCCUGCAGCCCAACUCCCGGAUCGGGGAGGAAAUGAGUCAGAAUAGCUUCAUUAAGCAGUACCUGGCCAAACAGCAAGAGCUUCUGAGACAGCGUUUGGAAAAAGAGGCACGAGAGGCAGCUGAAACUGAUGGAACAGACCGUGGCGACCACACAGAGUCCAAUGAUAAUAUCCAUGCUGCCUCGAACCAGGAUGUUGCUUCUUCCUUAGUCGAUCAGAACCAGGGAAGUGCAGCAGUUGCUGGAGGAUUUGGGGUCACAGAGAGCGAAAGUGAAAAAGAAAUGCCUGGACAACCGUCCCUUUCUACAGCUGCCCAUUCCCGUCCAAGAGCUUCAUCUGUGCGGCUUCGUGGUAAAGGAGAGCCGACUUCAAGUCAUGUACCAGCAGAAAGUGAUGAUGACAGUGAAGCUGGGGAUGAUGAGGAGGAGGAGGAGGAGUGGAACGCCAGACCUCAACGGAGUCGUCGAGCACAGCCGCCAAAAAGUCAACCGGUGAGGACAAGAUCCAGUGGCUCGCAGCAACAGCAGCAGCCACCCCCCCAACACAUACCUUUACUGUCACAGCAGCUCAGACAUCCAACUCCUCCCCCAUCCCCUCCUCCUGAACUUUCUUUCCCACUCCCAGACACCCCUAAACAGAGUCCUCCUAGUCCUGGAGAGUCCCCGUCUAGACAGCGCAUAUCUAGCUCUUCGAGUUCUGGUAGUUCCAGUAGUGACAGUCGUAGCAGUAGUCCUGAACCAGCAAGUGACACCACAGAACGCAGACCAGGUCCGUUAACCUUACUGGCACGCAAGAUGGCAUCUGAGAGGGCUUGUUCUGGAGCAGGAAAGCGUGAUAGGGAAGGAGUGGAUUUACAAAGAAGCCACCAAGAGGGAGUUGUAUCCGCAAUUACACACACAGCUAAUGCAUCGUCAGUUCUCUCACACCCUAGUUCAGUCAUCUCCAACCAAGGUGUUAGUGUCGUUAGAGCCGCUGUGAUGGAAGCAAGCGAUGGCAUAAAGCAGGAUGAAGGUGUUUUAUGGGAGCAAGAACAAGAGAGGCUGAAAGCCCUAGAGAAAGAGGAGGAGGAAAGGGAGAAGGCAUUGGAAAAGGAGCGAGCACAAGCUUUGGAACGGAAAAGACUUGAAGCUGCUUCGAAACGUGAGAAGGAGAGGGCUUUACAGCGAGAAAGGGAAGAGAAGGAGAGACUGGAGAGGGAACAAGCUUUAGAAAGAGAGAGAGCAUUAGAGCAAGAACGACUCGAACGAGAGAGGCAAGAAAAAGAGAGGGUGGAGAAGGAAAGACAAGAAAAAGAGCAAGCUUUAGAGAGGGAGAGACUCAAGCAGGAAAGACUUGAGAAAGAAAGACAAGAACGAGAAGAAGCUCUAGAGAGGGAGAGAUUAGAAAGAGAACGGCUUGAAAAGGAAAGACAAGAACGAGAAGAAGCUCUAGAAAAGGAGAGAUUGGAGAGAGAGUGGCUUGAGAAGGAAAGAAGAGAAAAAGAAGCUGCUCUAGAGAGGGAGAGAUUGGAGAAAGAACGUCUUGAGAAGGAAAAAAAAGAAAAAGAAGCUGCUCUAGAAAGGGAGAGAUUGGAAAAAGAGCGUAUUGAGAAGGAAAAAAGAGAAAAAGAAGAAGCUCUAGAGAGGGAGAGAUUGGAGAAAGAGCGUCUUGAGAAGGAAAAAAGAGAAAAAGAGGAAGCUCAAGAGAGGGAGAGAUUGAAGAAAGAGCGUCUUGAGAAAGAAAAAAAAGAAGCUCUUGAGAAAGAGCGCCUUGAGAAGGAAAGACAAGAAAAAGAAGCUGUAGAGAGGGAGAGAUUGGAGAAAGAGCGUCUUGAGAAGGAAAAAAGAGAAAAAGAAGCUGCUCUAGAAAGGGAGAGAUUGGAAAAAGAGCGUAUUGAGAAGGAAAAAAGAGAAAAAGAAGAAGCUCUAGAGAGGGAGAGAUUGGAGAAAGAGCGUCUUGAGAAGGAAAAAAGAGAAAAAGAAGAAGCUCUAGAGAGGGAAAGAUUGAAGAAAGAGCGUCUGGAGAAGGAAAAAAGAGAAAAAGAAGAAGCUCUAGAGAGGGAGAGAUUGGAGAAAGAGCGUCUUGAGAAGGAAAGACAAGAAAAAGAAGUUCUAGAAAGGGAGAGAUUGGAGAAGGAGCGCCUUGAGAAGGAAAGAAAAGAACAAGAAGAAGCUCUAGAGAGGGAGAGAUUGGAAAAAGAGAAGCUUGAGAAGGAAAAACAAGAACAAGCUCUAGAAAGGGAAAGACUGGAGAAAGAGCGUCUUGAGAAAGAAAGAAAAGAACAAGAAAAAGCUCUAGAGCGAGAGAGAUUGGAAAAGGAAAAGCUUGAGAAGGAAAAACAAGAACAAGCUCUAGAAAGGGAAAGACUGGAGAAAGAGCGUCUCGAAAAGGAAAGAAAAGAGCAAGAAACUCUAGAGAGAGAGAAAUUGGAAAAGCUUGAGAAGGAAAAACAAGAACGAGAACAAGCCCUAGAAAGGGAAAGAUUGGAGAAAGAGCAUAUUGAAAAGGAAAAAAGAGAAAAAGAAGCUCUAGAAAGGGAGAGAUUGGAGAAAGAGCGUCUUGAGAAGGAAAGAAAUGAACGAGAACAAGCCAUAGAAAGAGAAAGGCAGGAGAAAGAGGAGCGAGAAAGAGAGGAAACUUUAGAAAAGGAGCGAAAAGAACAGGAAAGGCUGGAGAAAGAGAGGGCUUUAGAAAAAGAAAGAGAAGCUGCUCUGGAACUUAAAAAACAGGAGCAAGAAAGACUUGAGAAGGAAAAAGCUUUGGAAGAAGAACGCCUGCAGAAAGAACAAGCUCUUGAGCAUGAGAGAGAGGCAGAGAGGAAAAAAGAAGAGGAGCAAAAGCAAGCAUUGGAAAAACAGAAAGAGGAGCAGGAGAGAGCUUUAAAAGAGGAGAAAAGGGAAAAACUUUUGAAGCAAAAAAGUGUGGAAGAGGAAAAAGGAAAGGCAUUGAAACAUGAAAAAGAGGAGGAAAAAGAAAGCCAUCUUCAUCCACGGAAGUGUGGCCGUGAUAGUGGUGAGUUUUCCCAUCCAGUGGUCCAUCCUGGUUCUCCCAAGAGUUCACCUAAGAAGUCAGAUGAGAGUGAGCCUGGAGAAAAUCCAAGCAUCAGCAAAGAUGUUCAGUCAUCAGAGCCUGUCCCACAACAGUCACCCACACUUGCAACACCACUGUCCCAUCAAUCUUCCUCCAAGAAGUCUCGUUUCCUUAGAGAUGCUCCUGUGAUGGCUCCUCUCCCGUCUUCUGUGGGUUCUGUGCUAAAGAGACCUCGCACUUUUUCAGACAGCCCGCAGCCACGUGCCCCCUCAAUUCCAACAGAUUCUAAAUCUAAAGAACCAGUGCAAGAAGAUGCUGCUCAGGCACCUCAAACAUCAGUCUUGACUUCAGGACCCCAUGACCUUGAAAGAAAGACUCCUGAGGUGGCUGUCAAACAAAGUGUACCACAAGAAAAUAUUCAGACGUCAGAGGACAGCGAAGCAAGCAAAGACACUAAACAUAAAACGCUCACAGGAGUUGAGGAUGUGAAGAAAUCUUCAACGCCAGAAGAAGAGAAGAAAAGAGGACGGGCAAGGGAAAAGAAGGUGGAGAAAAAAGAAAGAAAGUCAUCAUCCUCCAGUAAUACCUCCUCAUCUGACUCGGAUUCUGGAUCCUCAUCCUCACGCUCCUCCAGUUCUUCGUCAUCAUCAUCAUCAUCAUCUUCAUCAGAGGAGGAAAAAAGCUGUUCCGCAUCAGGUGGUAGGAGGUCUGAAGAGGUCAAAAGGGAUUCUUCAUCUCAGCCCACAGAAAAAGUUUGUCAAACUGUGGCUGAAAACCCUCCUGCACCUCAGCGCAAAAAACGAGUCUUUACAGAGAAAGAGGAGAAAGAUGUGAACAACGAAGUCAUCCAAAACAAGAAACCUUGUCUUGACCUACAGGAUGGAAAGGAGACAAAGGAGGAUAUUGAGGAAGAUGCUGACACUAACAAAGACACUACCAGAAGUGAGGUGAAGGAGGCUGUCAUGUCAGAGCCUGAGAAGGUUUCAGAAAGUGGCGAGGAGAGCACCAUGGCAAAGACCUUCUCAGCCAGAAGGAUUUCCAUUAGCAGCAGCAAAGCGUCUCCUGGGGUGGGGAGUUCAGAGGGGGAAGCAGAGACCGCAAGCAGUGCUGGUGCUGGCAGGAAGAGGAGAUGGGGCUCCAGUACAGCUGUCACUGCCAAGAAACCCUCCAUCAGCAUCACCACAGACUCUUUGAAGUCUUUAAUACCAGACAUCAAGCCUAGCGUGGGCCAGGAGGCAGUUUUAGACCUGCAUCCAGAGGAGAUGCAUCUUUCUGGGGAAGAGGAAGGUGGAGAAAGAAGUGACCACGACCUGAAAAUCAGGCGAACUGUAACACAGAUUGUACCCUCAGAAACUCAAGAAAAUGGACAGAAAGAAUCCAAAAGAAGUGAUCAUGAGGAUGAGGAAGAAACAACUGAAGAGCGAGACCGAAUUAGCCCGGAGGAAAAAACUGAAGGCUCACUUCAGGUUUCCAUGGAGACAGAGCCAUCUUCCCCUGGGCGAGAUGUUGAUAUGAAGACAGUCUCUCCCAGUGACACUCGUAUUCGCCGUUCCAUUAGCCAGCAGAAGUCAGGUGUGAGCAUCACAAUUGAUGAUCCUGUCCGCACAGCCAAACAGCCCUCUCCUCCUCGUGGCAAGCUGUCUAAUAUCGUCCAUGUCUGCAACCUGGUGAGGCCAUUCACCCUGGGUCAGUUAAAGGAGCUGUUGAACCGCACAGGAACUGUAGUGGAGGAAAGUUUCUGGAUUGACAAGAUUAAAUCUCACUGUUAUGUCACAUACUCUAGUGCAGAAGAGGCUAUGGCCACGCGUACAGCACUGCAUGGUGUAAAAUGGCCCCAGAGUAACCCUAAAUUCCUCAGUGUUGACUUCUGUACGCAAGAUGAGUUGGACUUCCACAGGGGUUUGGGUCCAGCAGGAGAAAAGCCACCAGAGGAUGCCCGUGGGGCUGCAGCUGCUGGGCCUGGCCGUCCUAUGCCAGUGCCGCUCCUGCCAGAGCGUGACCAGUGGGCAGAACGUGAACGGGAAAUGGAAAGGCGAGAGAGAGCACGUGCAGAAAGAGAGUGGGACAGAGAUAAGGUCAGAGACUUCAGCAAACCUGGAGAGGACCGGGAACCUGGAGCCAGAAGAUCACGCUCACGAGAUCGUGAAAGGCGGCGUAAAGAAAGGGGGAAGAGCAAAGAGAGGAAAGCUGAUAAAAAGGAAAAAGGGCCCGAGGAGCCACCUGCUAAACUUCUGGAUGACCUCUUCCGUAAAACCAAAGCUGCUCCGUGUAUAUACUGGCUCCCCCUCACUGAGGAGCAGGCAGCACAGAGGGCAGCGGCUCGUGCAGAGCGCAUGAGAGAACGAGAGAAGAGGAUAAAGGAGAUGGAAGAGGAGGAGGGUAAGAAACGUGAGGAGGAACGGCGGGAGAGGAUGAAACCCAGCGGAACUGCUGGAGGAGAAGGUGAGAGGGGCCGAGACAGAGAACGAGAGCGAGACAGGGGUCGAGAAAGAGAGCGCGAGGGGGACAAGCGGAAAGAGGGAUACCGUAGGCCUGGGGUAAACAGUGCGAGCGGCAGCAGAAGGUCACGGAGCCGCAGUGACCCUCCACCCAGAGAUCGACGGCGCUAAAGGACGUCUGGAACUGUCCAGUUUGUAUCCCCUUUUCUUGUAUGUGCUGUAACAGCUCUAUGCCUACCCUCCUGAGGACCAACUCAGACUUCAUACAAACACACAUGUGCGUGCACACACUCUGCGUAAAGACACACAGGUGCACACACACACUCACUCUCAAUGGGACCACGGUGGUGCUGUGUCUCCAUGUAGACUUGUCUCGUUGUUUCUUGACUUGGCUUUAAGACUUCUGGUAUUCAUUUCCCCUUCUCAGUGUUAAUGAGCGUCCAGUAUAAGUGGCUCGGAUUGCAAGAUUACAUCCAGGUUUGGCAACAUCCUCUUUCUCCUCUUGUGUCACGUCGACACUCAUCUGAAGGAGCGAAGCUACCUUUGGGAUGCUCUGAAAGUCCUGAUUUCUACUUUGUUUUCCUCUUCUGUUUCCCUCACAUUCCUUGUAUCUCUUUUCGUUUUGUUCCUUGUCGUCUGCCUUUCAUCACCCCUUAGCGGUUACCAGGUUGCCAUGGAGAAUGGGAUGCAUAUUUAACCUUUUCACAUUUGGUUUUAAAUUUUUUAUUGUUUUAGCCUAAAAGCUGACAUUUUGUUUUCUUUUUAAAUUUGUUUACUCCUGUAAGUGCUGAAUGUAAAAAUAAUAAAAAGGUUACAUCUAAGAACUGAAAACAGUU
Molecule: messenger RNA, 6578 nt
Organism: Danio rerio (zebrafish)
Lineage: Eukaryota; Metazoa; Chordata; Actinopteri; Cypriniformes; Danionidae
Source: RefSeq, a predicted model, not a curated record